ACCUGCAUGUUCGGCACACUCCCACAAAUCUUCCAGUUCCACUGGUCUCUCUCCUCUAUCCCUCCAUACAAUCUUGCGUGCUUCCUUCAAAUGUUCUUCAUAGUUGGCCAAAGCAACAAGGUUCUCAAAAGAGGCCAUAGCGCGUUUGGGGGUAAAUUGAAUGAAUGAUGGCGCCCGAGACUCGUCGGCAGAAUUAUCUGAGGUUCGGGAGUCCAUGAUUGCACUACGGAGAGUUGCGAAAAAAGUGAAGAAUGAAGCUUUGAAGUUCCUCGCUGUUCAUGCGUAUUGUUUGGUGCCGGUGCCGGAAAGCCUCAACCUACCAGCGCUAAUGUGGGGAACCAACCGUUUAAUGACCAACACCUUUGCUGUCAGUCCCAUUGGUGCCCGAAUCGCAACUCGUUUGCGUAGACCUAGGCAAACUUGUCCAGUUGUCACCAUCGGGUUCCUUGAAUAUAGCUUCUCCAGAUGAGCUGCCAGUUGGACUGAACUGUGCCGAAUCAUGUCUCGCGUCGCGAACGUGUUUGACGUUGUCUUUCGACGCGUGCUCCGUAGCAUCAAGGAGCUAGGAGAAAGUGUCGGCAUCAAGCAGCAGGUCAAACCGUAUCGUACGUUUCCCCCUGAAGUACUUCUCGAAAUAUUUCAGUACUUGCAGCCCUCCGAGUUUCUCCCUGCCCACGAAGACUUGUAUGUCCUUAUCGACGUGGACCCGGUUCGACAAGUUCUCCCAAGACACCUCUACAACGCAUGUUUUGUUUGUCGAGCAUGGUAUCCACCUGCAACGGCAUUGCUGUAUACACGCGUGUUUCUCCCUUCCGCUCGGCGUCUUCGUCUAUUUCAUUUGACCCUGCAACAUCGUCCCGAUCUCAUCCCUUUCGUCCGGCAGCUUUCCAUCCGCGAUAACGACCAGGCUGACACAGCUCACUUUAAAAUAGUCAAAUCCCGUCGAUUGAAGCAUGCAGCCAAAAUGAAGGCGAACGUCUUCGCCGUAAUUACGGCAUGUACUAACCUCUCAUCUCUUUCCUUAUACCUUUCGUAUAAGCCGGGGGAGAACAGCAUUGCAACCAUCUUUCAACAGAGCGACCCUUUUCCUUCCCUCAUUCACCUGCGCAAUCUCAACCUGGUUGGUGGCUGCCGUUACACCAUUCCUGUCGUUUUUCCCGGCAUCAAACGUCUCUUGCUUCAUCGAACGAAACUGGAUGUCCCGUCUUUCGACCCAAAUCACCUUCGCAGAUUGGAGAGUGUCAUAAUGCUUCGCGUUCAUCCAAGCGAACGAGACUCUCCCGUCAUAGAGUGCAUCGAACGAUUGCCUUUACUUCGCUCAUUGGAGCUGAUCGAAACUGCGUUUCGGCCUUCGACUACUCGAUCACCGCCUCUGCAUAACCUGGAGAAACUCACCAUGAUCAGUCAACCAACCUCACCUUGGGUAGGCAUACCCUCUCGUAGCGGCGAGCUAGAGACAUUCCGACGAUGGAUCGAUAAUGGGGCGAUACCCAACGUGAAGGAAAUAACCAUAGGUGUAUUUGAUGGACGGGAUGCCCUCGCACCAUGGUUUAUAUUCCCUUCUAAUCUCGUGUCGCUCACUAUAGUGGUCCAAAUAUACUAUUUUGGAGGCAGACUAAUCGAAAGUGCAUCUUCCGCCGCACAGGAGAGUAUUAUGGAAUGUCUCGAGCAGAACAAGAGCCGUCUAAAAUCUGGACGUUUCAAGCGUCUGGAGCUACUGGUAACGGUCGCUUUUGGAGAAACUCGAACGGGCGAUACCCUGCCGUCUAGCAAAAUUCGAGAGUUCUGUCGUGAUUACGGGGUAUCUUUCAAGCUGAGUCACAUUGAUUCUGCAAGUUCAUGGGCCGAAAAGCGCAUCAUGCAGUCCAAGCCUCGACUGCAGGAACUCCUGCACUGAUUCUUCAAACCUCUACAGUCAACGGUUUCGCUUUGUAGGACUGGGAUUGAGAUUCUUUUACGCCUCACCUUCCUUACGGUUUCAUAUCCUGUCGCUCUUUUCAAGGCUCCGCUACUUAGUCCUACUGUUUACCUGGUUAAUAUAUUGAGACAUUUCAGCUUGCUGCUUCUCUUUCCCGUCCUUACUCGUCUCCCAUUGUUGUUGGACCUAUGUCUAUUUAGACUUGGGUUCGUGAUAGUUUCACCUGACGUCCAGUAAUUAUCUUGCUUACGGUGCAGAAGAGCUGAGUGAAUGAUCUACACUCGAUAUAUAGCUUUGUAUAUGCUAUUCUGUGUAGAUGGCUAGUCGCAGUAUGCAAUCACCAGUACACCGUGUUUCCAGCAGCCUCCUGCCUCUUCUUCUCUGCAGAGAAGAACUCGACAAUGUACUGAGAGUCGAUAAACUCUUUCUCUUGUUUAAGCCUGUAUCGUCCAUCAGACUGGCGAGUCAAGUGUAGAAACAACGAGUAUUCGUUCCGAUAUGGAUGCCCCGUCGAGGUCGU
Messenger RNA from Somion occarium, 2438 nucleotides. The record is from the annotation of a GenBank genome assembly. Lineage: Eukaryota; Fungi; Basidiomycota; Agaricomycetes; Polyporales; Cerrenaceae.